Molecule: messenger RNA, 2460 nt
Organism: Penicillium diatomitis
Lineage: Eukaryota; Fungi; Ascomycota; Eurotiomycetes; Eurotiales; Aspergillaceae
Product: threonine/serine exporter family protein
Exons: 2
Coding region: 1-2460 (819 amino acids)
Biological process (GO): transmembrane transport
Molecular function (GO): transmembrane transporter activity
Source: RefSeq, a predicted model, not a curated record
AUGUCCGGCUCGGAAGAUGGUAAAGUCUCCAAUGAGAAAGCCAGCCCAGACACAUCCGAGACCGAUCGACAGUCCAUCUCUAGCGAGCAGCAGACACCUGAAUUUUCAGACCACGAUGAAUUUCGCUCCUGCGAGAGCGGUAACAGCUCACAUAAAGAUACAUCAAGCGGGGAAGACUCAGGAUCACCACGACAUGUCUACUUCCAGUCAAAAAAGAACCUGGCUGGAGAGGUACCGCGUGAAGCACCACGGGAGAGCCCCCGGUCAGAGUUGGAAAGGGCAAACAGUGUUGCCAUGCCACAUCGUCCAUCUCUGCCGUACAUUCACGAUACUUCGGACAUUACGGACACUCGGGUCCAAGAUCAGGGUCAAAAGGCUGGAGAGGGCGACAAUGCGCCGCCAUCUUCAGAAGCAGAGUCUGGUGAAAAGGCAGGCUCAGACACAUCCACUUUAAGAAACACUAGACGCAAGAUUCGUUCCGUUGCAAGGAGUUUGAAAGGAAAAGCCACUGCGGUAGGUGAGCUCAUCGGCCGACCUGCCAGCGGCGAAGAAUAUCUGCAGACGGGGUUUUAUGACGAAGGUUUGAAGACCGAUCGCUCGGCGAGGGCCGAAAAGAAGCACGAGGAUGAUGAAGAAGGGCAAGAAGACGAGGGAAAGAGCAGCUCUGAGGCUCAUAAGAUAGUGCGUGAUCUGACACGGAGACAGUCGGGAAAGCGACGGAAGGUGCGGGCUAGGACGUAUCCUCAGGCUGGAAUGAUUCCUAUCACAGGAGGGGAUCAAUUUGCUGUGCAAUCAAGCUCCCAGUAUCGCUCUGCUGGCGAGGAGAUCCUUCACCAGUUGACGAAAUUGAACAGAGAGAAUGUGGCGAGUACAGGCACCGAGGCACCUCAGGCUCAAGGCAAAAAGAAUAAACAGGAUAAAUGGUACAAACGCCCGCCGAACACGACGACUUCGACUCUUGUUGGGAUUUCCAAUGGCCGCAGUGGAGCGAGCACGCCGGUCUCAAGCGAGGUCCUCUCUGCCGCAGCACAGCGUCGUGGACAACAGGCCGAAAGAAGAGCCAACACGGAAGAAGAGAUCAGAGUGACGGUGCGAAUCGCCGAGAUCAUUUGUCGCCAACAAUUCAUCAUUCAGCUAUGCCGGGCGCUGAUGCGAUUCGGAGCACCGACCCAUCGCUUGGAAGAGUAUAUGCAGAUGACUGCAAAAGUUCUCGAUGUCGAAAGCCAGUUUUUGUAUCUCCCGGGGUGCAUGAUCAUGUCCUUCGACGACCCUUCAACGCGAAGCACGGAGGUGAAACUCGUUCGCGUGGGCCAAGGUAUCGAUCUGGCUCGGCUCUCGGAUACACAUCUGAUCUACAAGAAUGUGAUCCAUGACGUGAUUGGGAUUGAAAAAGCCGUGCAAGAGCUCGAUGAUGUGAUGAGGAAGAAACCUCGCUAUCCCAAAUGGGUUAUUGUCCUGGUAUAUGGACUGGCCACAGCCACCUUUGGUCCGUUCGCCUUUUAUGCUCGUCCGAUUGACAUGCCUAUCAUCUUUCUCAACGGCCUGCUCGUGGGCCUCAUGCAGCAUCUCGCAGCCCCUCGAUCAGUACUAUACUCGAAUGUCUUUGAAGUGACCUCGACAGUGGUCACCUCAUUCUUGGCGCGAGCCUUUGGCAGUAUUCCCUUGAGGAUCGUCGAUGGAAAACGCCAGUAUAUAUUCUGCUUCUCGGCGAUUGCUCAAUCUUCCAUUGCUCUGAUCCUGCCGGGUUUCCUCGUGCUAUGUAGCAGUCUGGAGUUGCAAUCGCACCAGAUCAUCGCGGGAUCCAUUCGCAUGGUAUAUGCGAUCAUUUUCUCUCUUUUCUUAGGCUACGGCAUGACAGUGGGCACGACCAUCUAUGGGCUCAUGGACAGCGGCGCCGUAUCGGACAUUCAGUGCCCACCAGGGGGAGCUUUCGAAAAUCCGUACAUACAACGCUUCCCCUUUGUGGCUCUCGUGACCGUUUGGCUCCUGAUCAUCAACCAAGGCAAGUGGAAGCAGCUCCCUCCGAUGAUGUUCAUCGCAUUGUCGGGGUAUGUCAGCAACUAUUUCAGCACUCUGAAGCUCGGAAAAAAUUCUCAGGUUGCGAAUAGUGUAGGUGCGUUCGCCGUAGGGAUUCUGGGAAAUUUGUACAGUCGACUGUGGCACGGCCACGCCGCGACCGCCAUUCUUCCGGCGAUUUUCAUCCUUGUACCUUCUGGUCUGGCCGCGACAGGCUCCUUGAUCUCGGGGGUUCAAUCUGCCGAGGAGAUCAAGCAAAAUAUCACUUCGUCGCACGGCUCGUCCAAUCCCCCACCUGGCGCUGGGCUGGCAGCAGGCAACUCGGUAUUCAGUCUGGGACUGGGCAUGAUUCAAGUGGCGAUUGGCAUCACGAUUGGGUUGUUCCUGGCGGCACUCGUUGUCUACCCUUUCGGUAAGCGUCGGAGUGGAUUGUUCAGUUUCUAG